CAGGGACAAAGCAGGGGGCAGCGCAGCGCUGGCGCUAUGGGUUAUAAAGCUACAUCUGUUCCUGCAGUGAUUUAUAACGACAAAUCUUCCACAGCAAUUGCCUUCAUCUACUGUUCUGGCUUCUACUGUUAGUCAGCAGAAGAGAAUUAAACACAAAGCAAAGUACUCUUAAUCUCAAUAGACAGAGAGACAGUAUGUUCUGUACCAAACUGAAAGACUUGAAGAUCACUGGGGAAUGUCCUUUCUCCUUACUGACCCAAAGUCAUAUAUCUGAUGAACAUGAGGAGGAAUGUGCAGAAGUGCCAAAUAGUUCUAGAGCAGCUUUGCCCAUCUGCAAAGAAGUCAGUGAAAAAGACACUCAUGGGACCCUUCCAAAAAGGAAAACCAGUAGAAGCAGAGUGUAUCUGCACACAUUAGCUGAAAGCAUCUGUAAACUGCUCUUUCCUGAGUUUGAAAGGUUACAUCUUGCACUUCAGAGAACAUUAGCAAAGAACAAAAUAAAAGAAAACAGGAAAUACGGGGAGAGAGAAGAUUUUGAAAAAAUAGUCACUGAUCAUGCAAAUGCAGCAGGUGUUCCAGUUGAAACUGUAAAGGAAUCUCUUGGUGAAGAGCUAUUCAAAAUAUGUUAUGAAGAGGAUGAACACAUCUUAGGAGUUGUUGGAGGAACCCUUAAGGACUUCUUGAACAGUUUCAAUACUCUUCUGAAGCAGAGUGGCCAUUGCCAAGAAGCAGACAAAAAGAGCAAACUUGAGGAAGCCUCCAUAUUAUGCCUGGAAAAAGAUCAAGAUUUCUUAAACGUGUACUGUUUCUUUCCUAAGAAAAUAACUAGUCUCAUUCUGCCUGGCAUUAUUAAGGCAGCAGCUCAUAUUUUGUAUGAAACCGAAGUGGAAGUGAUGCUGAUGCCCCCCUGCUUUCGUAAUGACUGCACAGAGUUUAUUAACCAGCCAUAUUUGUUGUACUCUGUACUAGUCAAAAGCACAAGACCUUCCUUAUCUCCAUGUAAACCACAGUCCUCUCUUGUGAUUUCCGCCUCUCUGUUCUGUAAAACUUUCCCAUUUCAUUUCAUGUUUGACAAGGAUAUGGCUGUUCUACAAGUUGGCAAUGGGAUAAGGAGACUUUUGAACAGGAGAGAAUUUCUAGCAAAUCCUAACUUUGAGGAGUAUUUUGAAAUUCUUACCCCUAGAAUAAACUGCACAUUUAGUGGGAUCAUGACAAUGCUCAAUAUGCAGUUUACCGUACGAGUGAAGAGAUGGGACAAUGCUGUUAAGAAGUCAUCAAGGGUAAUGGAUCUUAAAGGCCAAAUGAUCUAUAUUUUUGAAUCCAGUGCCAUCUUGUUCUUGGGAUCUCCCUGUGUGGACAGAUUAGAAGAUUUUACAGGACGUGGAUUAUACCUUUCUGAUAUUCCAAUUCAUAAUGCACUGAGGGAUGUUGUUUUGAUAGGAGAACAAGCCAGAGCUCAAGAUGGACUAAAGAAGAGAUUAGGAAAGCUUAAAGCUACUCUUGAGAUGGCCCACCAAGCUCUGGAAGAGGAGAAGAAGAAGACGGUAGAUCUUUUGUGCUCAAUUUUUCCUGGUGAGGUUGCUCAGCAGCUGUGGCAGGGACAAGUUGUGCAAGCCAAGAAAUUUAAUAAUGUCACAAUGCUUUUCUCUGACAUUGUAGGAUUCACUGCCAUCUGUGCCCAGUGCUCACCUAUGCAGGUUAUCACCAUGCUUAAUGAGCUCUAUACUCGCUUUGAUUACCAGUGCGGAGAGCUAGAUGUCUACAAGGUGGAGACCAUUGGAGAUGCUUAUUGCGUGGCUGGAGGUUUACACAAAGAAAGCGAGACACACGCUGUUCAAAUAGCAUUGAUGGCACUGAAGAUGAUGGAGCUGUCAGAUGAGGUGAUGUCUCCCCAUGGAGAGCCUAUCAAGAUGCGUAUUGGCCUCCAUUCUGGGUCCGUCUUUGCUGGAGUUGUUGGGGUUAAAAUGCCACGUUAUUGUCUCUUUGGAAACAAUGUAACCCUUGCCAACAAGUUUGAGUCUUGCAGUAUACCUAGGAAAAUAAAUGUCAGUCCAACAACUUACAGGCUGCUAAAAGAAUAUCCAGAUUUUGUGUUCACACCUCGCUCAAGAGAAGAACUUCCUCCAAACUUUCCCAGUGAUAUUCCUGGUAUUUGUUACUUUCUGGAUGCUUAUCUUCAAGGAACAAAUUCAAAGCCUUGGUUUCAAAAGAGAGAUUUUGAAGAUGGUAAUGCAAAUUUCUUGGGCAAGGCAACAGGGGUAGACUAAAUUGUACAUUCACACAUUUACAAAAGAAUUUUAUAAAUAUUUUAAUUUUGUAUAAAUUGAGAGUUUAAAAAAGUAUGAAACAUGAAAGCACUUUAGAUUGUUAAUACCUGAAAGCCAGUAUUAAAAUUUCAGGAAGUAUGUCAGACACUACUUUUUAUUUUUACUUGCCAGACGAUAUAUAGUCACUAAAAUAAUAUUUCAACUUCACUAUUUAAAACACUGUUUAAGAGUACUUUUUUUCCCUGUGGUAAUCUGUGCUACAUAACGACCAUUUCAACUCUACCUGUACUGAAAAUUCUAAACAUGUUGUACAUACAGUAUAUCAAAAAAUGUUGUGUACAAGUGAUGCAGUCAUAUGCAGUUUGGUGUGCUGGUGCAUACCAGUGACUAUUAAAAUGCAGUUUUCUUAGUUGCUCUGUAAGAAAAAGGAAACACCCAUUACUGUAAUAACUCCUUCCAUUGCAUCUUUGGGCCUGUGAGGUGCUGCCCAUCUCCUAGUGGGAGCUGAAGUCAACAGUAAUUGAAGGCACUCAGCACCUUGAUGGAUCAGGUUGCUAAUUAUAACUAAUACAGUAUAUACAGCAGAGUAUGGAUGCUUACUGUUCCCUGAAUUUGUUUUCUUUGUGCAUAAAAUAAAUAUUUAUAGAAUAUUCAAAUAUUGUAUAAUCACACACUAAAGCCUCUGUAAUCAAAUAAGAUUUUAGUUUUUGGAGUUUUUAAACCCUAUUUUAAAAAU
Terrapene triunguis (Three-toed box turtle) is the source of this 3003-nucleotide messenger RNA. It is a transcript of the gene GUCY1A1, whose product is annotated as guanylate cyclase 1 soluble subunit alpha 1. Gene Ontology annotation, cellular component: guanylate cyclase complex, soluble. The record is from RefSeq and is a predicted model, not a curated record. The transcript has 9 exons. Bases 195 to 2267 code for a protein of 690 amino acids. Gene Ontology annotation, molecular function: heme binding; guanylate cyclase activity. Gene Ontology annotation, biological process: cGMP biosynthetic process; response to oxygen levels. Lineage: Eukaryota; Metazoa; Chordata; Testudines; Emydidae.